CUUCUCCCUCUCUUCCACCCCUCCCCGUCCCCGCAUGAUGUUGUUGACAUUGGGCGAAGCUGUAAGUAAUUUGUUUAUUUCCUUGGUCAACACUGGAUCAGUCCUGUGACUUCCAGUAUGCAGAUGGAUAAAGUGUAAACCAAAUCCUUUCGGGGGCUGCAGAAGAAACUCUUGAUACGUGACAGGCAGCGCUGUCAAAAUGACGAGCAAGAACCUUCAUUCAACAUCGAAGUUGACGGAAUUUGCCCCCUUAAGCCCAGAAGACAAACAAUCUAGUGUUGGCAACUUCAUUGCCAAAUUUUUUAAAGGAAAUAAACAUGAGACCAAAGAGAAGAGUGUUCCAGGAUCACCUGGAGGAGAAAGCCGAGGAUCAACAAGUGGUCAGGAACGAUUUACUGAUCCUCUCACAUCAUCAGUUAAUUUGCCAACGACAAUUGACCCCGGUGUGUCUCAGUCUCAAUUUGACGUCAAUGUUACUGAAGGACGUAGUCUUCCCAAUGUGCUCAAGCGUCUUAGUAACCUCAUCGCUCUAAGAAAUGUGAAUCCACAAGCAUAUGGUGAAACUGACUUAAAACAGUAUUGGAUGCCUGAUGCAGUUAGUCGUGAAUGUUAUGACUGUGGUGAACGGUUCACAACUUUUAGGAGGCGACACCAUUGCCGAAUAUGUGGGCAGAUAUUUUGCUCUAGGUGCUGUAGUCAAGAGGUACCCGGCAGGGUAUUAGGAUGCACAGGCGAUUUACGUGUGUGCACAUACUGUUGGAAAGUUGUUCACUCAUAUCUGCAAUCAGACUCCAAAGCCGACAUAUCAGCAGACCUCAUAAUAAGUAGUGCAUCUAUUAACAUUGCUGGAAGUGAGGAGGACAGACUAGGAGCCAGUUGCCCUCCUCCCAGUACUUACAGUUCCUCCUUACGAAGGAAAACCUCUGUUGGGUAUCAAGAGGAGCGUUUUGCUCUAGGGAGAGACCAUCCUGUCUCAAAAAUGUUGCCAGAAGACAACCGAACCUGGUUUUUGUAUGCUUUAUGUCAGCAGUUAGCUCAUCCAAGCAAAGGUUUGCUUAUGCAAACUGUGCGUAUACGUUUAAGAGUUCAUCAAGAUGUAUUUACUGGAAGUCAGCUUGUUGAUUGGCUCAUUGAGCAUGGUAAAGCUGGUGACAGAUCUGAGGCUCUGUACCUAGGAGAAGCCCUUGUUGGAGGUAAAUUUGUUGAAUCUGUCACUGACGAAGGAUUCAGUGACAGCAAUGCUUUAUAUCGACUGCUUAAGGGGGAAGAUUUGUCCCUAAGCCAGAGUGGCAGUUAUGAUAGACCAGACCAAACCUCAGCUGGCCAGGAGGGACAAGAGCCUUCAUGGGUAAAGGAAGUGACCCAUCGUCUGUUUGAAUCAAACACUACAACAGACUCUGAAUCAGAAGGUUUGCUUUCUGAAGUAGAUGUUGAGGGUAGUAUAAAAUCCUCUCCUUCUACAUAUCAACUUGAUCUUGACUUAAAGCAAAGUACUGUUCACCUUCGUCCCUCAGCAAACAUUUCACCAAACUCACCUUCAACACCUGCUGUUGGUGAAUGGAUACAACAAUCACCCCAACCCACAUCUCCCUCCAGUGAACUCUUGAGUUAUGCCUUACUCCACUCAAGUCAGAGAAACCAAGAUAAAGAUCCUGUUCCCUGGCAUCAGAUUGCCCAACUCAGAUCUGACAAUGGCGAUCUGCAAGCAUACACAGCUCUCAGUGAAAAGUAUGGUCAGCACGAACAAGUACUUCUGAACCAACUUCUCUACUCUGAGGGCCUUUCCCAAUCCUGGGCUGAUAUAGUCAUGCCUCUGGUACAUCAAAUGGUGGCCGUUGUUCACCCCGACUCCACUAAUGAGUCUGAAGAAACAGAUAUUCGUCAUUAUAUCCAGUUCAAAAAAGUGACUGGUGGAACUCGGAGUGAGUGCAAGAUAUUGAAUGGUAUCGCAUUCACUAAAAAUGUUGCUCACCGCUCAAUGAACACUCGUUUGGAAAACCCGCGGAUCCUUCUCUUGAAUUGUGCCAUUGUUUACCAAAGGGUGGAAGGGCGAUUUGCCUCCCUGGAGCCUGUCAUGAUGCAGGAGCAAGAUUAUUUGCGCAAUGUAGUUGCUCGCAUAGAGGCCCUUCAGCCUGAUCUUAUAUUGGUGUCAAGAAAUGUGUCUCGUCUUGCUCAAGAGUCUCUAAGGAUGCUUGGUGUCACACUCGCACUGAAUGUGAAAAUUAGUGUUUUGGAACGAAUUUCAAGAUGCACUCAGGCUCAAAUCAUAAUGUCGGUUGAUGCCCUGAUAGGACGCCCUCAGCUUGGUACUUGUAAAAAAUUUUACAUGUGGACCUUCAAAACGGAACAAGGUGGCUCUAAAACAUUGAUGUUCUUGGAGGGCUGUCCAUUGCCACAAUUUGGCUGUUCAGUCUUGCUUCGAGGAGGAAAUCAAUCAGAACUCUCACGUCUGAAAAGAGUUGCACGUCACAUGGUCUUUUGUCGUUACCAUUGGCGCUUAGAGUUGUCAUAUUUAAUGGAUGAGUUUGCUCGUCCCCCAAGUAUUACAAAUGAUAGUUUUUUUGAGGAGCCUAUGAGUAGUGACCAAUUUGAAAGGAAUAAUCAAAGUGCAGUAGAAGCUCAUCUGAAUUCCCAAUCAAAACCAAAUCAGAAGGUAAAUGUUGAUCCAAGUGUUUCUCAGAAGUCUCGUAGGAGAAAUAGUUCCGACCAGCCAGAUACCACCAAGAGAGUAACAGCCGAAAGCAUAAGUGACUUCAGUGAUCCACUGCAUCAGUACCUCACCCUGGGAGAGGAAGCAAACAGUGUGCAAGCCAGUGGAGCCCAAUGUCUUGCUGUUGCCAAAAUACCAUACUUGAACCAGUUUCGUAAGGCUCUAGACGACACCAUUCUUUCAGUGUCUCCAUACCUCAAGUUCACUGUUCCCUACUUGGAGACAGAUCAGGGACGCUCCUGCAUAUUGCGUCAGUAUUUUCCAUCUGAAGUUUAUUGGUCUGAACAAUUUCAUGAAAAUGAAAGCAGUAGAAGCCGAGGUGGAACCGGCAUUAGUUGUGAAGUACCUUCCUAUCCAUGUGAUUCUAAGCUCGCUCCAAAACACAGCUUUAUGGAAAUGAAAAUAACUGUUGAAGCUUCUAGCAAUGAACUGCAAGCUAUUUUAGCACAUUUUCGAGCUUGUGGAGGACGUAUUUCUCCUAAUCACACUCUCCAACCGACUCUGAGUCAACCUGCCCAACCGCAUCAGCCAGCUAUAUCUGAUGAAAGCAACAUUGAUGUUCUGGAUCCAGGCAACCAUCAACAUUUAUGUGUGUUAUUUUGCAGCUACUCAACCUUCUCUCAAAAUGCACCUUCCUUCUGUGUCAAUCCAUGGGUUGUGAAAAUGGAUUUUUAUGGUCGAAAUGAUAUUACCUUGGGUAGCUUCUUAGAGCGCUAUUGUUUCCGCACAACUUUUACUUGCCCGUCUCAAACAUGCACAACAUCAAUGCUUCAACAUGUGCGGCGUUUUGUGCAUUACCCAGGCUGUGUCCAAGUCACAUUACAGCUUGUGGAUGGAGUUGGCUCUCUUCCCUCUAAUGAUCACAUUCUUAUGUGGAGUUGCUGUAGCCAAUGCAGUGUGGUUUCUCCUGUUACUCCAAUGUCACCUGAUACUUGGUCUUUGUCAUUUGGAAAGUACUUAGAGCUGCGGUUUCAUGGAGACAUGUAUUGUCUCAGAGAAGAGCAUGUUGACAAAGCUGAUCAAGCAUCCUCUCCAUGUUCUCAUUCUCUUCAUCAUGACUUCUAUCAAUACUUUGCUUACCGAAACAUUGUAGCAUCUUUCAAGUAUUCCCCUAUAUUUAUAUGGGAGGUUUCCCUGCCUCCAGAGCUUGUCAAGCUGGACUGGGAAACACAACAUAUGGCUUUAGUAUCAGAUGAAAUAAGUGACAUUGCUGUUGCUGGGCAAGAGGUUUUCAGUCAAGUACUAGAGCGCAUCUUUGAAACAUACUCAGAGGAUUCUGGAUUAAAAACUCAACUCCAAAAGGAUCAAGCCCAAUUUAAAGCAAGGGUUGAAGAGGUGCUAGAUACAUGUCAUCCUUUAACAGAUGCAGGACACUGGAAAAUAUUGUGGCAGCUAGAGGAUACAGUUGUUGACCUUUACCGCCUUAUAAUUGAAGCCGUGGCUAACUGGAACACACGGUUUAAAGCUUUGGAAGACCGAUCAAGAAUGGCUAAAGGAUCAGUGAAUGUUCCUCAUGAAACUGCUGAUGAGGCAAUACUCCAUUCCAAAGAAGAAAUAGCAAAAGAAUCAGACCAACAUUUCUCUGUGUCACAAACUAGCAUACCAAUAUGCUUUGAAACACCAGGAAACUCAGACAAAGUUGCAUCCGUUGGAUCAGCAUCCAGUGAACUUUUAUCAGUGCCAUCUGUUGAUGUUACUUUCAGUCGUCUAUCAUCAACAGUAGAUUCUGAAGCAGACUCUCUAACAGACCAGUCUGAACCCCCAACUCUGCAGUCAAUGCAAUCCAAGAGUGUUAAAACUAUUUUGUCUCAAUUCUUGCCCUCAGGCCCAAUGCUCUCUUCUAUAUUGGUUCCACAAAAACUCCAAGAAAUUCAUAUCAUGCCAAGGUCAAGUGCCACUAUUCCUAUUGGUGUGAGGGAAAGUCAGCCCAGCACCAUAAUUGCCCAUGCCCUUGCAACUCACGACUAUCAACGCAGUUUAGAUGAAAUGGUUAGGCACCCACCUUCAGAAACUGCUAACAGCUCAGGAGCUUCCAUAGCCCCUAAAAAAGUUCAAGGAUAUAUUGAAAGAGAAAGAGAUAAAGAUAAAGAUCGAGAUAGUUUGAAUGGGGAGUUAUUGCAAUCUUCUGAACUCCGGCGUGGGGGUGUUUUAUCUUUCUUGCGGGGAUCACCCAAUGCAGCAACUAAAGAUUCUGGUAACAUUGAAGGUGUAGCCUACACAACUAGUGUAACUAACCCUCCUCCAAAUGCUGCACCUGAUGGCCCUACAACUAGUGGCAUUGGCAGCCCAACCACAGCAGCAGCUCAACAAAGCCCCACUUACAUUGAGGUUCAGUUCAGCGAUGCCUCCACCAACUUUUACUGUCGUAUUUUCUAUGCUGAAGAGUUUCUAAAGUUGAGACGCCUCAUUUGGCCUAGGGGUGAAGAGGCCUUUAUUCGUUCUUUGGCUCAUUGUGUCCAUUGGGCAGCUCGUGGAGGCAAAUCAGGAUCAACAUUUUGCAAAUCAAGAGAUGAUCGUCUUGUCAUAAAGGAGAUGUCAAAAACAGAGCUCAGUCACUUUUUGGAUAGAGCUCCUCGAUUCUUUUCAUACAUGACUGACAAUCACAAGAACCAUCGUCCCACCUUGUUGGGCAAAAUAUUGGGUGUCUAUCGUAUUGUAUUCAAAAAUGAUUUGACUGGGGCUGCAUCAAGAUCAAAUCUUCUCAUUAUGGAGAAUUUAUUUUAUGGCCGUGAGGUCAGCCAUAAAUUUGAUCUUAAGGGUUCAAUAAGAAACCGGUUGGUCAACCCUGGGUCUGAGCCACGAGAAGAAGUUGUUCUGCUGGAUGAAAAUUUAUUGAAGAUCACCCGAGAUAUGCCUCUAUAUGUUCUUCCCCAUGCCAAGUCUGUGCUCACUCAAGCCAUCAAAAGAGAUACAGAGUUCUUGACUUCCCAGUCUGUCAUGGAUUACUCUCUAUUGGUCGGUCUUGAUCAAUCUCGUAAGGAGUUGGUGGUUGGAAUAAUAGAUUACAUUCGCUCUUUCACUUGGGACAAGCGCUUGGAAAAUGUUUUCAAGAAAGUGGCUGGCCAGGGUAAAGCUCCAACUAUAGUUCAGCCUGAAGACUACCAAAGCCGGUUUAUAGCUGCUAUGCACAGUUAUUUUCUAACAGCUCCUGAUAGAUGGUAUGGCUUUGGGAAAGGAUUUCAGUAAUACACCUAAUACAAAUCUGUGCAUUGUUUUACUAUAUUAUUUUUUUAAAGAAAAGAAUAAAGAAAAGGUUUCUGUGAUAUGUAUUGUUAAGAUAUACAGUUGCAUAUAAAAAUAUUGAAUUUGGUUGGUAUAUGCGCACUGUAGGUUUCACAAAAAAAAAAAAUAUCACCUGAUUCAAUUUGAGAGCAGGUUUAUUCUGUUGCAAGUCCAUGUUAUCUGUUGUAAUUUUUCUUGUCACAAACAAUAUGAACCUUACUACAAUUGUUACUUUAUGUGCAGCAUUAUUUGCUUCAAUUAGAUGAAGUAUGUGUACUGAGUUUUAUAGGAUAUGCAAGACACCUUGUUCAGAUUUAUGAUGAACCCACAACUGUCAAUUACUAAAAAUUGAGCCUGCUGUGAUAUUUCUUGCUUUAAAUUGUUCAAAGUAUAUGAUAUGCUAUUGUUAUUUUUAUGAUUGUGUUUAAUAAAAUAAGUCCCCACUCAAGAUGCUCUUGAAA
Thrips palmi is the source of this 6393-nucleotide messenger RNA. It is a transcript of the gene fab1, whose product is annotated as 1-phosphatidylinositol 3-phosphate 5-kinase. Gene Ontology annotation, biological process: intracellular signal transduction; phosphatidylinositol metabolic process. The coding region runs from base 200 to 5896 and encodes 1898 amino acids. The transcript is spliced from 29 exons. Gene Ontology annotation, molecular function: ATP binding; metal ion binding; 1-phosphatidylinositol-3-phosphate 5-kinase activity. Lineage: Eukaryota; Metazoa; Arthropoda; Insecta; Thysanoptera; Thripidae. The record is from RefSeq and is a predicted model, not a curated record.